Miniopterus natalensis is the source of this 1062-nucleotide messenger RNA. RefSeq names its product G protein-coupled receptor 183-like. Gene Ontology annotation, cellular component: membrane. Gene Ontology annotation, molecular function: oxysterol binding; G protein-coupled receptor activity. Lineage: Eukaryota; Metazoa; Chordata; Mammalia; Chiroptera; Miniopteridae. The record is from RefSeq and is a predicted model, not a curated record. Gene Ontology annotation, biological process: G protein-coupled receptor signaling pathway.
AUGGCUGCCAGCACAGCCGACCCAAGCAGCAUCUCCCACAAUGCCAGCUUGUGUCCUCCCCACCACCUACCCCAGGCAGCCAGCGUGACGCUCUGCGUGUUCUACACAGUCCUCUUGGUCUUCAGCGCCCUGGGAAAUAUCCUUGCCCUUUACCUUGCCUGUCAAAAGGGCAAGAAGAUCAACUCAACAGGUGUCUACUUGGUCCACCUGGCGGUGUCUGACCUUCUGUUCACACUGGCCCUCCCUGGGAAGAUCACCUACUAUGCGCUGGAUUUCAGCUGGCCUUUUGGUGAAGGGCUCUGCCGGCUGACGGCAUUCAUUUUCUAUCUGAACACCUACGGGGGGAUCUACCUCAUGACGUGCCUGAGCGUGGACCGCUACCUGGCUGUGGUCCGCACACACCAAUGCCCCCGGCUCCGCAGUGCCAGCCGAGCAAAGCUUGUCUGUGGGGUCGUCUGGGCCCUGGCAGUCCUGCAGAUGGUGCCCCUGCUCUUCGUGAUCAUGACCAAGCCUGUGGAGGGCAGGGUCACCUGCAUGGAGUACGUCAGCGUUGAGAAGGUCUUCAGGCUGUCCCUAAUCAUCCUAGUCACCUGUGUCCUAAACUUCUGUGGGCCGGUGGGGAUCAUGCUAUUUUGUUACGUGAAGAUCACGGUGAAGCUGUGCAGGACAGCCCGGGACAACCCUCUGACCAGCAAGAAAGGGCACCACCGGAGGGCCUGCCUGCUCACCCUGGUGGUGCUGGUCGCCGUGGUGGUGUGCUUUAGCCCCUACCACCUCAACAUCAUCCAGUUCAUGGUGCGAGAGGUCCUCUACCUGCCGUCCUGCCCGGAGCAGAGGGCCUUCAAAGUGUCCCUUCAACUCACUGUGUCCCUCAUGAACAUGAACUGUGGCAUUGACCCCAUCAUUUACUUCUUUGCGUCAACACGUUACAGGAAAUGGCUCCUUGGCAUUUUAAAACCCAGAAAGUCAGCAGCAUCCUCUUGCCCACUGAGGGGAACUUCUUCAGAAACACAAAGUGCCACCAGGCUGGAGGCUCUGUCCUUAGGCGAGAAUCGAGUCUAA